Dothidotthia symphoricarpi CBS 119687 is the source of this 2372-nucleotide messenger RNA. RefSeq names its product acetoacetate-CoA ligase. Gene Ontology annotation, cellular component: cytosol. Bases 75 to 2180 code for a protein of 701 amino acids. NCBI's taxonomy places the organism in Eukaryota, Fungi, Ascomycota, Dothideomycetes, Pleosporales, Dothidotthiaceae. The transcript is spliced from 3 exons. The record is from RefSeq and is a predicted model, not a curated record. Gene Ontology annotation, molecular function: acetoacetate-CoA ligase activity. Gene Ontology annotation, biological process: lipid metabolic process.
GCUAAACAAAACAUUGGUCGCCGCGAAUAUCCAGUCGUCUCAACAAUCAUCACUGGGUUUUAACGGCAGCAAAUAUGAGUAACACGAAGGAGUCGCGUGGGCAUAAUGACCACAGCGACAUCGAUGAGAUCAAUGGCACGUCUGCAGGCUCAAAACUCCUCUGGAGACACGCAUCUCCAAAAUCGACGCCAAUGUACAAAUUCCUGCGCAAUGUGAACGAAACACAUGGAUUGGAUUUGGCGACAUAUGCAGAGCUGCAUAAAUGGAGUGUUGACAAUACGGAUCAGUUCUGGCGAAGAGUGUGGGAGUUUGUUGGUGUCCGAGCGCGAGGAGAGGCACCGGUGGCAGUUGAUCCCACAGCGCCCAUGUUUCCUCGCCCAUCGUUUUUCCAGGGUGCGAGCCUCAACUUUGCUGAGAACCUGCUAUUCCCUACACAGGAAGUGGAUGAAGACUCCAUUGCCAUAGUCGCCGCCACCGAGACGUCCCGCGAGACUGUGACAUGGAGCGAGUUGAGGGAACGUGUGAAGGAUUGUCAGGCUGGAAUGAUGGCGAUCGGUGUGAAGGCAGGCGAUCGUAUUGCUGGCUAUGUUGCGAACCACACAAACGCCGUGGUGGCGAUGCUGGCAGCGACGUCACUGGGCGGAAUAUGGACUGCUGUCAGCCCAGACACGGGCGUGCAUGCUGUCUUGGAGCGACUGCGCCAGAUUGAUCCCGUUCUUCUCCUCGCAGACAAUGCCUCAUUUUAUAAUGGCCGUAGCCAUCCUGUCCUGCCCAAGGUUGCCGAGAUUGCCAGCGGACUACCGACCCUACAGGCCGUGGUCGUGUUCCCUACCAUCCCCUCGGUACAGGUCGAUGCUAGCUCCAUACAUGAUAAGGCCUACGACUAUGCCACUUUCAAAUCGCUGAAGAGGACUACAGAACUGACAUUCACCUAUCUAUCACCAGACCACCCCGUCUAUAUCCUCUAUUCCAGCGGAACUACGGGAGCACCGAAAUGCAUCGUCCAUGGUGCCAUUGGCACGCUCCUCCAACACAAGAAAGAGCAUGUUCUCCAUUGCUCUGUAACCCCUAGCUCGCGCUUCUUCUAUUUCACGACGUGCACUUGGAUGAUGUGGCACUGGUUGGUCUCUGGCCUCGCAUCAGGCGCAACGCUCGUUCUGUACGACGGCUCACCCUUCCGCUACAUUGACCCUAGCGACCCCUCGACCUCUGUCGCUGACGACCUCGCCAUGCACCGCCUCAUUGACGAAUUCGACAUUACGCACUUUGGCACCUCUGCGAAAUACCUCUCGAUUCUCGAGCAGAAGUCAGUGGAUCCGACAUCAGCCGGCCUCACGUUCAAGCACUUGGAAGCGAUAUACUCAACUGGCUCGCCCCUCGCCCCGUCAACCUUCUCGUACGUCUACUCGGCCUUCCCUUCCACAAUCAACCUAGGCAGCAUCACCGGAGGUACCGACAUUAUCUCCCUCUUCGGCGCACCCAAUCCCCUACUGCCCGUAUACGAAGGCGAGAUCCAGGGCCCAGGGCUAGGCAUGGCCAUCGCCGCACACGACUACACGGGCGCAGACAUAUCGUCCACCGGUGAGGCAGGAGAUCUCGUGUGCACACAACCAUUCAUCUGCCAACCCGUCGCUUUCUGGGGCACAGACGGGCACAAAAAGUACCACGGCUCGUAUUUCGACAAAUUCGUCAACGAAAAUGGCCAUGCCAUAUGGCACCACGGCGAUUUCGUGCGCUUCAACCCCAAGACGGGCGGGUUGUGGAUGCUUGGACGCAGUGACGGCAUUCUCAAGCCUGCUGGGGUGCGCUUUGGGUCUGCGGAGAUUUACAACGUGCUGCUCGAGCACUUUGGCGAGGAGGUGUCGGAUGCACUGUGCAUUGGGCGGCGACGAGAGACGGAUACUGACGAGACGGUUGUGCUGUUUGUCAAGAUGGCAGAGGGACAUGCACUGACGGAAGAUCUGGUUGGUAGGAUCAAAGUCACGAUCAAGCAGGCGCUCAGUGCGAGACACGUGCCUGCUGUGGUGGAUGAGUGCCCGGAGAUUCCAGUCACCACUAAUGGGAAGAAGAUUGAGGGUGCGGUUAAGCAGAUUCUGUGCGGUAUGAAUGUCAAGACCAGUGCAAGUGUUGCCAACGCAGAAUGUUUGGACUGGUACCGCGAAUGGGCAAGUAAGCAUUGAGGGUAAUAGAACCAAUCAUGGAGGACGAGGUGAUUGCGAUUAUAUAUACAGAUUUCUGAUUGAAUUGAUUGAGCAAUUGCUGGUGCUCCCUGAUCCCAUAAAACUGUAGCAGCGAUUAUCUUUGCUGAUAUGUACAGAAAAAGAAACGAACCAUAGCUCAGGUACAAAGUUUAAUAUUACAAACAUGAUUUG